AUGUAUCCGAAACCAGUGGAUUUCAGAUUCACCAAAGAUCUGUUCAAGUUCAUUCUAUUCCUUGCAUGCAUUUCGGGAUGCGGAUUUCUCUAUACAAUAGUCGUGAUGAUUAUGCGUGGAAACACACUUCGUCGUAUUAUUGUUCGGUCUCUUGAUAUUAUCACUAUCACAGUCCCUCCAGCACUUCCAGCCGCAAUGUCUGUCGGAAUUAUCAAUGCUCAAUUACGCCUGAAGAAGAAACAAAUUUUCUGUAUUUCACCAUCCACUAUCAACACUUGCGGAGCAAUCAAUGUGGUUUGCUUCGACAAAACGGGUACACUAACCGAAGAUGGGCUCGAUUUUCAUGUGGUUCGGCCGGUUAAAAAAACAAAAGAAUCAACAGGCGAGGAAAAUACAGCAACUGGACCCGAUGUGAUUGAUUUCAUGGAGGAGAUGACAGAACUCACAAGCCGAGAAGGGCUGCCUUACGACGGAGAUUUGGUUAAAGCUAUUGCUACUUGUCAUUCCCUUACAAGAAUCAACGGAGUACUUCACGGUGAUCCACUAGACCUGAUCUUGUUUCAAAAAACAGGAUGGACAAUGGAAGAAGGUGAAGGAGAUAUUGAAGAAGAAACUCUACGGUUCGAUAAUGUUCAACCAUCUAUAAUCAAACCAUCGGACGACACAACAGCCGAGUAUUCUGUUAUAAGGCAGUUCACAUUCUCAUCAUCUCUUCAAAGAAUGUCUGUAAUUGUUUUCGAUCCACGAGAAGAUCGACCUGAUAAUAUGAUGCUCUAUUCAAAAGGAAGUCCAGAAAUGAUUCUAUCUCUUUGUGAUCCAACGACUGUUCCACCAGAUUAUUUGACACAAGUGAAUGCUUACGCUCAGCACGGUUUCCGCCUGAUUGCUGUCGCUCGUCGUCCUCUGGACAUGAAUUUCAAUAAAGCAUCGAAAGUAAAACGAGAUUCAGUAGAAUGUGAUCUAGAAAUGCUUGGACUGAUUGUGAUGGAAAAUCGAGUGAAACCCGUAACACUGGGAGUGAUCAAUCAGCUGAAUCGAGCCAAUAUCCGAACUGUGAUGGUAACUGGAGAUAAUCUAUUGACUGGACUUUCUGUUGCUCGUGAAUGUGGAAUCAUAAGACCAUCAAAACGUGCAUUUUUGGUUGAGCAUGUUCCUGGAGAGCUCGAUGAACACGGAAGAACAAAGCUUGUCAUUAAACAGUCAGUUUCCUCAUCCGACGAUGUAAUAGAGGACGAUGAAUCGGUAUCCGUUUCAAUGUGCUCUUCGACUUGGAAAGGAUCAUCUGAGAAUGACGGUUUCUCUCCAACAAAUACAGAAAUUGAAAUGCCGAAUCCAGUGACAUCUGAAAAUCUCGGUCAUCUGAUUGCUAGCAGUUAUCACUUGGCUAUUUCCGGUCCAACAUUUGCAGUGGUUGUUCAUGAAUAUCCUGAACUCGUAGAUCAACUAUGUUGCGUCUGUGACGUAUUCGCUAGAAUGGCACCCGAUCAAAAACAAUUACUUGUCGAACAACUACAGCAAGUCGACUAUACGGUGGCAAUGUGCGGAGAUGGUGCCAAUGAUUGUGCAGCUUUAAAAGCGGCUCAUGCAGGAAUUUCACUCUCUGACGCUGAAGCAUCUAUCGCUGCUCCGUUCACUUCUAGGGUUCCUGAUAUUCGUUGUGUGCCAACAGUAAUCAGUGAAGGACGCGCCGCUCUUGUCACAUCAUUCGGUAUUUUCAAAUACAUGGCAGGAUACUCGCUGACUCAGUUCGUUACUGUGAUGCAUUUGUACUGGAUUAGUAAUAUUCUUACUGAUGGACAGUUCAUGUUCAUCGAUAUGUUCCUGAUCACAAUUUUCGCUCUUCUCUUCGGUAACACUCCAGCCUUCCAUCGCCUGGCUCAUACAUCACCGCCGACUCGUCUUCUUUCGAUUGCUUCUAUGACUUCUGUUGUCGGACAGCUCAUCAUUAUUGGAUUCGUUCAGUCUGUUGUUUUCUUCGCCACGUCACAACAAUCAUGGUUUGUUGCUUAUCAACCGCCAGUUGGAGAUGAGCAAGAAGAUAAACGAAGUAUGCAAGGAACCGCACUUUUUAGUGUUUCAAUGUUUCAAUACAUCAUUCUUGCUCUCGUCUAUUCAAAGGGACCGCCAUAUCGAGGCAAUUUAUGGUCGAAUAAACCAAUGUGUGCAUUAACAAUAAUCUCCACGUUGUUGUGUCUCUACAUCGUCUUAUGUCCACAUGAGUUUGUUCAAACAGCACUUGGCAAUGUCGAACUUCCCGAUUUAUAUUUCCGUAUUUUUAUCAUCAUUCUUGCCGGUGUGAAUGCAUUCAUUUCAUACGGGUUUGAGACUUUUUUCGUCGAUUUCUUCUUGUUGGGAUACUGGGAACGAUACAAAAAGAAGCGAAGCAUUGAAACCAUCGUCGAUUAUGUGCCGACAGCAAACUCUGAUCAUAUCCGUCGUCCUUCCACAAAUGGAAUUCCGUCUUCCAGAACUGAAACAACAUUGCUUUCAUCCGAAGGCCAACAACUUCAUAUGACAAAGGCUUCGAAAGGAACUGAAACCCAACAGUCAAGCGCUCUCUUCGAACGAAUUAUUUCUCGAAUUGGAAGCGAACCGGCUUGGAUUAUUUCACCUAUUCCACCGAAAAUUUCCCAAGAAUCGCCCGAACCCGAAAAUCUUGACCGCACUUUUUAG
This is a messenger RNA of Caenorhabditis remanei, 2673 nucleotides long. RefSeq lists its product as uncharacterized. Bases 1 to 2673 code for a protein of 890 amino acids. Gene Ontology annotation, molecular function: P-type transmembrane transporter activity; polyamine transmembrane transporter activity; ATP binding. Gene Ontology annotation, cellular component: membrane. Gene Ontology annotation, biological process: polyamine transmembrane transport; intracellular calcium ion homeostasis. The record is from RefSeq and is a predicted model, not a curated record. Lineage: Eukaryota; Metazoa; Nematoda; Chromadorea; Rhabditida; Rhabditidae. The transcript is spliced from 9 exons.